AUGCCGAAAUUGCCGCCGCCCUUUUCGAGAGGCCAAAUUCAAGCGCGAAAUCGCCGGCGAGGUGCGGGCGAUGUUAAUUACGCGUGGCAGCUCGCAUGCGGGAUCCUCUCUUCCUUCCUUCGUUGUGUCAACGACCUCAUCACCGCUUUGCCCUGCCCGCUCGGUCAUCAUACCCAUUCGAGCACCGACCUUGGUGCCGUCGUAGCGAUGUCGGAAAGCGACAAGCUGACGCUGGCGCGCGUGGCGUGGAUGCAGUCGAUCGUCUCGCACCGCAUCGUACCGGUGCGCUUUGCCAAGCACCUCUAUGCGCGCUGCUGUGCGGUGGCGCAGACGGCGUACGAAGAGAACACGUAUCGGUCCAUGAUGCAGGAUGCAUCGAAGCAUCUGUCGGUGCUGGAUCUGGAGCUGCGCACGGUCAACGACCAGGCGUCCGGUCAAGCCGUGCUGGCACUCGUGAAUACCAAGCAAGACACGCUCAUCCAGGGCGCCACGCGCUACUCGCCCCUCGAGAUCUCGCUGGUCAAGAAGCUCGUCGAGGAGAUCUUCAAGGCGCGAAAAGAGGCAUAUGCAAUUCCGGCCCUCGAAGCGGUCAGACUCGGCAGCAAGUUGAGGACCCAUCUGACUAGGGAUGCAACCGAAGAGCUGCUCAGAAACUUGGUCGACCACAAAUGGCUGGACUAUUCUUCGGAGGGGAUUUAUACGCUUUCGACGCGGUCGUUGUUGGAGCUGCGCAACUAUCUGCAGAACGAGUUUGAGGAGCACUACCACACGUGCACGCACUGCAAGGAUGUGGUGACGCUGGGACUGGCAUGUUCGCAUGCACCGCGUAGCUGUUCGGCGCGCUAUCACAUGCACUGCGCGCGCAAUACUAUCGGCUCCGCUGUAAACGACGACGAAGCCCUGGCGCGAUUGACGGGCUUUCCGUGCCCCGUUUGUCGCCGCACCUGGAAGUCCCGUCCCAUCGGCCCCAAGGCUCUCGUGCUCGUGGAUCGCGAUACUCCCUUCAGCUCCCAGCCCGACCACCCACGACACCAACCUGCGCAAAACGAGAACGACGAUUCCGACGCCGACGUCGAAUCCCAACUCGCCUCGCUCGACGGCGAAGAGAGCGCACAGCAGCAACAGCCUGUCGCGGUCAAGCCAGAACCAGCGGCAUCCCAACCCGCACGACGACAAAGCCAGCGUCGCCGCAUCGACGACAGCGACGAUGACGAACAAGACGUCAAACCCCGCCGACGCCUCCGUUAG
This is a messenger RNA of Moesziomyces aphidis, 1248 nucleotides long. The record is from the annotation of a GenBank genome assembly. Lineage: Eukaryota; Fungi; Basidiomycota; Ustilaginomycetes; Ustilaginales; Ustilaginaceae.